Molecule: messenger RNA, 5318 nt
Organism: Sus scrofa (pig)
Lineage: Eukaryota; Metazoa; Chordata; Mammalia; Artiodactyla; Suidae
Source: RefSeq, a predicted model, not a curated record
GCCCUCGCAGGAUGGUUCACCCACCCCUUGUGUAUUUAGGGCAUUGAAGGGGGGUGGGGGUAGGAGCUAUGCUGGUAAACACCCUGGUGAAAAUUUAUUUUUAUCAUGAAAAGAACAAAGUUUCAUUUCUGGGUUCAGGUCUCUAGAGCAUUGAUUUCCAGAGGCUGGUCUUCACAGCACAGUGAGUUGGUGAAUAUUAACCCUUCGGACUGGCUGUGAUUCCUGAGUCUUCCACUGAUUUACUGCUCCUCAGCUGGCUAUUCCCUGUCUCCAUCCUCAUCUUCCCCAUCCAUGAAGGGUGGCCCAGUUCCCCACAUUUAUUUUCUUUUCUGGGCACCCCAUGGGCAUAAGGAGUUUCCCCAGGCCGGGGAUCAGAUCCAAGCUGCAGUUGCAAUCUAUGCUGCAGCUGCAGCAAUCCUGGAUCCUUUAACCAAUGUGCCAGGCUGGGGAUCGAACCUGUGUCCUGGUGCUGCAGAGAUGCGAGCUGCUUGUGCCACAGCAGGCACUCUUCCCCACACUUUUAGACUCCAGUGAGUAGGAUCCCCCUACUCAGAAAAUGCUCACUGGCACAAAAUGCCUGAUUUGGGGCCCACUUUUCGGAGUCCAAGGCCUCCUGAAGUCCUCCUCCUACCUGGAGCAAGUGAUCUUUGGCGAUUCUGCUGAUUGCUUUCUUUUCUAUAAUGAGAGGGGAGAGUGACUUUGGACAAUCGUUUCUAUAUGGACCUCAGUCUGUUAAAAGGCAGCACAAAUUCCUACCUCAUAGGCGCGUUGUAAGUCUUAAUUGAGAAACAGGCAUAAAGGGUUUCAAGAAUUGCUGUUAUGAUAGCAUUAGUAGGACAAGAGCACACCCAACCGUGCUGCCCUCACAUUCCAGUGUCAUUCCAGUGUCUCCAGUAUAAAACCGAGGCAGUCCUCUCGCCCUCCUCCCUUUCCUCUGCAUCCAGUGGAGGGGGCCCGGGGACCGGGCUCCGGGAGCCGGUCAGGGUGUGGGCACGGCUGGGGAAGUUUUAGCGUGAGGCUACGCCGGCGGCAGGGGAGGAGCCCCGCGUGACCGAGAGGCGGGGCGUGGGCUCCGGGUCCCUGGCUUCUCAGGGGCGGGGCUGCUGCAGAGCAUCUCCGCGAACCCGGCCGGAACUGGAGCGCUCUUUGUUUGGCUUGCUGCCUCCUAGACCCUCCGGCGCCUAGGUUCAUUCCUCCCGCCUCUCUGCUCUCUCCUCCUGCUUGCCUCCUUCAUCCGGGCCUGCAAUUCCCUUCUCUAACCUCUUCGUUCCAGAUCCUGCCCUCACAUUUCUGGUCAGCGCCCUUGCCUGGCACCCCUCUCUCCACCCUCCCUCCUGCAUCUUCUUCCCUCGGGUCCCCUCUGGGGUCUUCUUUUUCCCAAGGUCUGGGUCGCUCCGCCCUCCGCCCCCCGCCCCAGGCCGGGGAUGUGCCCUGCAGCCCCGCGCCCAUGGUCCUGACGAUACUGUUCUCUGCCUACAAGUUGUGCCGCUUCUUCGCCAUGUCCAGCCCAAGACCAGGCGCUGAGCGACUAGCGGUGCCCGGGCCGGGGGGGGGCGGCGCCGGUCCGUGGUGGACCGCGGGCGGUCGUGGGCCCCGCGAGGUGUCACCCGGGGUGGGUGCCGAGGUGCAGGGCGCCCUGGAGCGCGCGCUGCCUGAGCUGCAGCAGGCGCUGUCGGCGCUGAAGCAGGCGGGCGGCGGGCGGGCCGUGGGCGCCGGCCUGGCUGAGGUCUUCCAGCUGGUGGAGGAAGCCUGGCUGCUGCCAGCCAUGGGCCGCGAGGUAGCCCAGGGUCUGUGCGACGCCAUCCGCCUGGAGGGCGGCUUGGACCUGCUGCUGAGGCUGCUCCAGGCGCCGGAGCUGGAGACGCGUGUGCAGGGCCGCCUGCUGGAGCAGAUCCUGGUGGCUGAGAACCGGGACCGCGUGGCGCGCAUCGGGCUGGGUGUGAUCCUGAACCUGGCAAAGGAGCGCGAGCCAGUGGAGCUGGCGCGGAGCGUGGCGGGCAUCUUGGAGCACAUGUUCAAGCACUCGGAGGAGACAUGCCAGCGGCUGGUGGCGGCUGGCGGCCUGGACGCCGUGCUGUACUGGUGCCGACGCACGGACCCGGCGCUGCUCCGCCACUGCGCGCUGGCGCUGGCCAACUGCGCUAUGCACGGGGAGGCAGCGCAGCGGCGCAUGGUGGAGAAGCGCGCCGCCGAGUGGCUCUUCCCACUCGCCUUCUCCAAGGAGGACGAGCUGCUGCGACUGCACGCCUGCCUCGCCGUGGCGGUGCUAGCCACCAACAAGGAGGUGGAGCGCGAGGUAGAGCGCUCGGGCACGCUGGCCCUGGUGGAGCCUCUUGUGGCCUCGCUGGACCCCGGCCGCUUCGCGCGCUGCCUGGUGGAUGCCAGUGACACCAGCCAGGGCCGGGGGCCUGACGACCUGCAGCGCCUCGUGCCACUGCUCGACUCGUCGCGCAUGGAGGCGCAGUGCAUCGGGGCUUUCUACCUCUGUGCGGAGGCUGCCAUCAAGAGUCUGCAGGGCAAGACUAAGGUAUUCAGCGACAUAGGCGCCAUCCAGAGCCUGAAACGUCUCGUCUCCUACUCCACUAAUGGCACCACGUCGGCGCUGGCCAAGCGCGCGCUGCGCCUGCUGGGCGAGGAGGUGCCGCGGCCCAUCUUGCCCUGCGUGGCCAGCUGGAAGGAGGCCGAGGUUCAGACGUGGCUUCAGCAGAUCGGCUUCUCCCAGUACUGCGAGAGCUUCCGGGAGCAGCAGGUAGAUGGAGACCUGCUUCUUCGGCUCACGGAGGAAGAACUCCAGACUGACCUGGGCAUGAAGUCCGGCAUUACCCGCAAGAGAUUUUUUAGGGAGCUCACGGAGCUCAAGACCUUCGCGAACUAUGCCACGUGCGACCGCAGUAACCUGGCUGACUGGCUGGGCAGCCUGGACCCGCGCUUCCGCCAGUACACGUACGGCCUGGUCAGCUGCGGCCUGGACCGCUCCCUGCUGCAUCGGGUGUCAGAGCAGCAGCUCCUGGAGGACUGCGGCAUCCGCCUGGGCGUGCACCGCGUCCGCAUCCUCACUGCGGCCAGAGAAAUGCUGCACUCCCCGCUGCCCUGCACCGGCAGCAAGCCCAGUGGGGACGUUCCAGACGUCUUCAUCAGCUACCGCCGGAACUCAGGCUCCCAGCUGGCCAGCCUCCUGAAGGUGCACCUGCAGCUGCAUGGCUUCAGUGUCUUCAUUGAUGUGGAGAAGCUGGAGGCAGGCAAGUUCGAGGACAAGCUCAUCCAGAGUAUCAUGAGUGCCCGCAACUUUGUGCUGGUGCUGUCGGCUGGGGCUCUGGACAAGUGCAUGCAGGACCAUGACUGCAAGGACUGGGUGCACAAGGAGAUCGUGACUGCUUUGAGCUGUGGCAAGAACAUCGUGCCUGUCAUCGAUGGCUUUGAGUGGCCAGAGCCCCACACCCUGCCUGAGGACAUGCAGGCCGUGCUCACCUUCAAUGGCAUCAAGUGGUCCCACGAGUACCAGGAGGCCACCAUUGAGAAGAUCAUCCGUUUCCUGCAGGGCCGCUCCUCCCGUGACUCGUCGGCAGGCUCCGACACCAGUUUGGAGGGUGCUGCACCCAUGGGCCCAACUUAAGCAGUUCCAAGUUCCCAAGCCCUAGCGUGACCCCUGUUUCUAUCAUUCCCCACAAUGGAGCAGCUCCUCGAACUGGCCUCCCUGGGCUGAGACAGCCUGGGCUCUUCUCAGGAAUUGGGCUCAAACCCAAUUUCCUUAGCCCAGAAAGUGAGGGUGCGACCAACACCCAGGCCUACCACCAGGUCCUGUCUCAGGCACGGGAGUGUCACUGCUCAGCUCUGGAGACCCUGGAGACUGAGGGUUCGCUGCACACUCCCUUCCUGCCCUGCCAGCCUGUGCGGGGUGAAGGCAGGUGCCCUCCGAUACAGAUUAGUGCAAUGCCCAGCCCUUGAUGCCAAGGCAGAGUCUGAGCCCAGGAGCCAGCCAGGGAUGAGAGUCCAGCCGUGGCUCUCCACCCAGACUGUGCCUGGCCCCUGGGCUCACCGCUCCCUGCCGCCCUGUGGCCUUGCCCUGUAACCACUCAGUGUCCUUAGCUGGCCUGGUCCCCUCCCAGCCUUCCAGAUGUGCAGGCUCCUUUGCUACAUCUAUGUCUGGGUCAGGGUCAGGAUGAGCCGGCCCACACUCGCUGGUGGAUGGGAGACCCCUGCUUGGAUCUGGGCAGGGGAGGCUGUGCCUUGAAGGGCAGCUGGCCACCCGACCUGUGCCUUGGUGCUGCGCCCCAGGCCUCUGCCCCAGCCUGGCCCCAUGGCCUUCCCCACCCCCUCACUCACCUGCUCAGGGGAGGGGAGGUGAAGCAGCAGCCUGAGCAGAACUGCAGCUGCAGGGGAAGAGGCAAGAUCCUGAAGCAGGGCCAGGGGUGCAUUCGAAUCACCUGGGAAUUCUGCAAAGAGUCCAUUCAGGAGACCCAGGGCGUGGCCCGAGUUUCAGCAUUUCUCACAAACUCCCAGCUGAGCUGACGCUCGCAACCAAGAAGUGACAUCUCAGGAGCAAGGGUCUGAGACGCCCAUGUCACCACGUUUGCCAUUUCCCUGACACUGUGCUCCAGGGUCUCUAAUCAUCAGAGCCCCCCUACCUGGUUUUAUCUCCAUCUUACAGACAAGGAACUAAAAGACGUGCCCAGCUUCUCGCCAUCGGUGGCAGCAUCAGGAUGCAGACCCAGCCUCCAGGUGCUCAGUCCACUGCCGCCAGGGGGUGGGACUGCUCUCCUGAGAACCAUCCUGGAGGCUGAAGCCUGGGCAGGGCUGUUGCUCCACAGGCGGCUGGCUUUCCUUUUGUCCCAAAGAAUCUAGCUGCGGGGGACAGGUUUUUAUAACAGAAGGCUGCCCCAGGGCUAUACAGAAAGAACCGAGUAGGAGUGUCGCCCAGCCCCUUCCUCCACCAGGGUAGAACAGCAAGAAAGUAUCCUCCUUCCACGGAAGCCAGGUCCCAGCUCCUGGGCUCAGCUGGCACCUGCCCUGCCUCUCACCUCCCAAGUGCAGUGAGUUCACACUUGAAGGCUGGCUCAGCCCCGAGAUGCCUCCUGCAGGUGCUGGCCAGGUCACCCUGAGCUCUUGGCAGCAGCUGCAGGCUUGGGAAUUCCUCCGUCCAGUCCCUUCCCUGUCUUUAGCCAGUCCUCUGACUGCACCUGACCUCCUUCCUUCAUGCCACACGAACACCCACCAGUGCCAGGCCUUGGAUGCCAUGGUGACGGAGGUAGGCUGGAUGUUGCCCUCCGAGAGCUGAGACAAUAAUAAUAAUAAUAAUAAUAAUGUGUGAUGAGUCUCCU